Xenia sp. Carnegie-2017 is the source of this 915-nucleotide messenger RNA. RefSeq names its product zinc finger MYM-type protein 1-like. The coding region runs from base 1 to 915 and encodes 304 amino acids. The record is from RefSeq and is a predicted model, not a curated record. Lineage: Eukaryota; Metazoa; Cnidaria; Anthozoa; Malacalcyonacea; Xeniidae. The transcript has a single exon.
AUGCAUUGUGGAAUCACUGUUAUCCCGCUCAUUUGGAUUGAGACCUUUUCCGAGAAACGAGAGAUCGUCGAAGGUGGCCGUCCCACUCCUGAGUUGCAAGGACUACAUACAACAUCCAAGCGAAGUGGUAAAGUCUUUAUUCGAAGUUUUCAGACGUCAAAUUACGACAAGUACAAAUGGCUGGCUGGCUCCUCAAAAUUGAAUAAGUUAUUUUGCUGGCCGUGUCUUUUGUUCAACUCAACAGACAAGACAGUCUGGUGCAAGAAGGGAUACGAUGAUUUGGCCAACCUGUGUAAUGCCGUCAACAGACACGAGAAAACGAAGACACACUUGUCCAGUUGCCUAAUGAAUGCCAGUUUUGGGCGUACACGCAUCGACAUGCAGCUAGACGAACAGGCCCGUCAACACAUCUCAGCUCACAACUUGAUGGUGCACAAGAAUAGAGAAGUACUUCGCCGUUUCAUUGAUGUUGUUUGCUUUCUUGGCAAACAGGAACUUUCUUUCAGAGGUCGGGUGGAGCUGGAGGAGUCUGCCAACAGGGGCAAUUACGUCGAAUUGAUAAAACUGCUAAGUGCAUAUGACCCCACGCUUGAACAGCAUCUUCAUACAGCAACCGUGUUUUCUGGACUUUCUAAUCGUAUCCAGAACGAUUUGAUUGUUGCUGUCAAGGACGUUAUGUUGAAAGCAAUAAAAGAUGAAGUGAUGAGGAGCCCAUUUGUCGCUAUUUCCCUGGAUGAAACCUCCGACGUUAAGACCUUAUCGCAGCUAACAACUAUAGUUCGCUAUGUCAACCCAGAUGGUAAAGCUGUGGAGCGCUUUCUUGGAUUUACCGAUGUAAGUGAGGAUAGAACUGCGGCUAGACUGAAACAAGAAGUCGGUAAAACCCUGAACGAGUACGGAUGCGGCGAAAACUGA